Halichondria panicea is the source of this 1846-nucleotide messenger RNA. RefSeq lists its product as uncharacterized. The transcript is spliced from 6 exons. Bases 1 to 1671 code for a protein of 556 amino acids. NCBI's taxonomy places the organism in Eukaryota, Metazoa, Porifera, Demospongiae, Suberitida, Halichondriidae. The record is from RefSeq and is a predicted model, not a curated record.
AUGUUCAUGGAUAUAAAAAGGAGAGAAUUGAUCUUUAUCCGGGCAACUGCUAUGAUAAUACUCCUGCUAGCCCCUCAUCAUCAGGCAAAGGGAGAGUUGUUUUAUGAAUAUAUCGGCAAUGGAACAGAGCCUGGAGAAUGCAUACGGGAAGGUGUUGUACUAACUCUUGCAUGCACUGUCAAAGAUGUCGAAGGUACUGGAGCAACAGUAUGGACUGGGAGCGACCCAAUAUUUGAUUGCCCAAGUGCUAAUAGUAUUUCAGAUAGGCAAGUGUAUUUAGUUCAUCGAGUUUUUCAAAACCCUGCUGUUCCAGAUCCAAAGUUUUUUUGUACUGAUAAUGUUGUUGGUCAAGUUGUUGAGUACAACGGCACUCAUUAUACAUCAACACUUGCUGUGUCUACCACUCGGCAAAUGAAUGCUGGAGUGAUCUCUUGUAGCUCUUACUAUGAAACUGAAAUUACUGGUGACGCACAGAUAUCUGUUGGAGUUGUCCCAGCACCUCCUGCACAAAUCGAUGUGGUAUUCAAUGACAGAGAAAGAGAAUUUAAAAUUAGUUGGAGCAUGCCAGAUAUAUUGGGAGGUAUUAGGAACUAUUUAACAGAGAUAGUGGGAAAUGACUGUGGUACCUGCAGCAAUAUUAUUAGCAGUUUGCAAGAAGACGAGGUGCUGUGUUCUGAUUGGAUCCCUGAUGGACAGGUGUGCAAUGUGACGGUGAAAACUGUUUCAGCUGACUGCGGAUUUUUGAGCACUGUUCCUACAGCCAGGCAAAUAUACUUGAAAUAUCCUGAUGCACCUGUUAUAAAGAUGAUUCUACCCACAUACUCAAUUAAAAAAGAACUUGAAUCCCUAUCAGUGAUUAUGAUGCUGACAGAAGGAACAUUUGAUGCAAAUGGAUUGCUGAUUACAUAUGGUGUAUACCUAGAAGAUGUGAUGUCUGGAAAUGUCUGUGUUAAACUGGCAAGUAGAGAGUGUGAUGUUUAUAAUUGUGAAAUAAAGAUUGUAAUGUCUGAGGACUGUUUAAUGAAAAAAGAGAGCCUGUUUUCGAUUAAGGUUUUCGCUAAAACAAUGAUCGGUCAGUCAUUGAGCAGCCCACACCUGGAUCUAAUCAAUUCCCAAAACAAAUUCAUCGAACUCAGCAUGGUGGUAAAAGACGAUUUUACUCUCUUUGUAACAGAAUUUACCAACACUUCUUUCAAAUUAUCAACUUCUGUGCAAUACGGGCUUUGUCACAGUAAUGCGCUGAACUUACAGAAGCAAGUAUCCAGUGCUAAUGAUUCUGCAAUUUGUGUUGUUAUAAAUGAUCUACCUUCAAGAGAGGAGUCGUGUUUUAUCGCAACUUGUAUGACAGACAGUAUCAAUUAUCCCAUCAAUAUUCGAGGAGAGCUUAAAGAUACUACAAGUGUGGAUCUAUUGACUCCUAUUACUACCGCUGGAGUUAUUUUAGCACUCUCAGUCAUUUUCAAUUUUGCUAUUCUAUUCGGAUGCUUGACUUUAUUAGUAUCGAGAUUUAAAGCAAGGGUACAGUUUAAAGCAAAGGUGCAGUCUGAUAUUAAAGAACAGAGCGGGAGCAACACUGAUCCUGUCUAUGAAGUGGUUUUGCCUACAAAUGAUGAAAGUGCUCCAGUAGUAGUUCAGAAAAAUCUCUGUUACAGUGCUACUACUGCAUUGUAAAGAAAGUGCAGGGUGUCACAUAUAUAUAUACUCAUAAUUUUUGUACUACUUCAUUCAAUUCAGUCACAUGCAGGACCCCAAACUUGUAGUUCUAUAAUUAUAUAUAUGCACAUUUAGUUGUUUCGUUUUCAUAGUGUUUGAAAUGCACAUGCAUAAUUAUUAAAUUGACAACAAU